This is a messenger RNA of Cucurbita pepo subsp. pepo (vegetable marrow), 1444 nucleotides long. Lineage: Eukaryota; Viridiplantae; Streptophyta; Magnoliopsida; Cucurbitales; Cucurbitaceae. The record is from RefSeq and is a predicted model, not a curated record.
AUCAGCAUCUCCUUUAAUAACAAAAGUGGGAGAGAGUGACCCACGCCUUCGAUUCUACUGUUUUCCAUGUCCUCUCACUCUAUUUUGCUUCUCUCUAUCUAUCAUUCCUCACUCUAUCUUCCUCCCCUCAGAUAAAAGAAAGAGCGGUACGCCAUUCUAGGCAUGGACUUGGCCCACUCCUUCUCCUUCUUUGCCGCUUCCUUGUCUCCUCCAUUCCCAUUCCUCUCCACCUUAACCUCUGCAUAUCAACUUCCCACCUCAAUGUCUAAUUCAACUCAACUCUUUUCUCGUCUUUUAUUUUAAUAUUAAUAUAUCCAACAUCUGAUCAUGUUAAUAUGUAUUUAAAUAUUUGACGUUUAUAACAGAUAAUAUCAUCUAGUUGUGUUACCCUUUCUUUAUUUAUUGCCUGUUUUCCUUCCAUGCUCCACACCUAUCUUCUCUCUCACGGAAAGGUCUGUCUUUUUAAUCAACAAACAUGCGGAGUGGGAACUUGACUUGCAUAUCGUCGAGUGAGAGCGCGUGUUUGGAGGGUGAUGAAGAAGGAGGAGGAGGAGGAGGAGGAGGAGAAGACUCCAUUUUCCUAUCCCUUUGUCCGCCAGGCCAACGCCACACAGUUUCUUCCAAACACCGACAACUCCAAAACAAACAAAAUCCUGUUACCCCUAAUUCCUCUCUCCAAAACCCUAAUAUUCUUCAUCAUCAACAUGCUGCUGUCACCGUCGCUAUGCAUAUUGGUCCCCCUGCCACCGCCGCCGCCACCGAAUCCAACGACGUCUCGGCUGCCCGCCCGGUUGAUGGGCAGUACUGGAUUCCUACGCCUGCCCAAAUCCUCGUUGGUCCCACCCAGUUCUCCUGCUCUGUCUGCAGUAAAACCUUCAACAGAUACAACAACAUGCAGAUGCACAUGUGGGGACAUGGAUCACAGUACAGAAAAGGGCCAGAAUCAUUAAGAGGAUCAAAGCCAGCUUCAUCAAUGCUACGACUUCCAUGCUAUUGCUGUGCAGAAGGGUGCAAAAACAACAUAGAGCAUCCAAGGUCAAGGCCAUUGAAAGACUUCAGGACUCUUCAGACCCAUUACAAGAGAAAGCAUGGAGCAAAGCCUUUCAGUUGUAGGAAAUGUGGGAAGCCCUUUGCAGUCCGAGGGGAUUGGAGGACACAUGAGAAGAACUGUGGAAAGCUUUGGUUUUGCAUUUGUGGGUCUGAUUUUAAGCACAAAAGAUCCCUUAAAGACCAUGUUCGAGCCUUUGGAGAUGGGCAUGCACCUCAUACGGUCCAACUUUGUGAGGUUGAAGAUGAUGAUUGGGAUGAUAAUGAUGAUCAUGAACAUGUAAAUGGAUCUCAACCCUGGUCAAUUUAUCAUUAAUUUUAAUUUCCAUGCUUCUUAAUUAAUCUACCAUUUUGUUCCCUAAUUGUUAAUUAAUUAAUUAAUUAUCCUUAUCCCAUA